CAAACUCAAAUCAAAAUCCUUAAAUGAAGAAUUUUGGAGUUGCUGUAUUUCUUCUGGUUUUAGUUAGCUUGACGAACUGUUAUGGUAUCUUGCAAACAGGAUUUUACGUUGGCAAGUGUGGAAACCAGGAUGUAGAAGCCAUCAUCAGGAAUGUUGUCCGCCAAAGGUUUGCGAGGGAUCCUACAAUUGUUGCUGCACUCCUCCGAUUGCAUUUCCACGAUUGUUUUGUUACGGGAUGUGAUGCGUCCCUACUCUUAGAUGGCCCUUCAAGUGAAAAAACAGCCGAUCCAAACUUUAGCGUGAGAGGCUAUGACCUUAUCGAUGCUGCUAAGGCUGCAGUUGAGAGAGCUUGCCCAAGAGUCGUUUCUUGUGCUGAUAUCAUCGCCAUCUGUACUAGAGAUGCCGUCUCAUUGGCUCAAGGGAUAAAUUACAGAGUACGAACAGGACGGAGAGAUGGAUUAGUAUCCCAAGCUAGCAGUGUCAGCCUCCCAGGUCCUUCAAUUUCAGUCGCUGAUUCCAUUGUUUUCUUUGCCGACAAGGGUUUCACUACCAAAGAAAUGGUUCUUCUCAUCGGUGGGGGUCAUACCGUAGGGAUAACACAUUGUGCGUUUAUCAGAGACCGUCUCUUCAAUUUCAGAGGUAGUGGUAGACCUGAUCCAUCCAUGAAUCCCAAUCUACUUAAUAGAUUGAGAGGAACGUGUCCUCGAGGAGGACCCGACAACUCGAUUAACCUGGAUCAAACCCCUGGUAGUUCUUUUGUCGUGGACAAUGGUUUUUACAAUCAAUUAGGAGGUGGAAAUGGAAUUUUGGAAAUCGAUCAAGCCAUGGCGUCCCACCCUGAAACUCGUAAUAAAAUUAGAUUAUUCGCAAACGAUGGACCACUUUUCCAAACUCAGUUUGCUACAGCCUUGAUCAAAAUGGGAAAUCUUGAUGUUAUUACACACAGGAAUGGAAAGAUCGGAGAAAUUCGAAGAAAUUGUCGUGCCCGGAACUAAUCAUCGUGAUAAUUAAAUUAAAAAACAUAAAACUCAACCACAUGUGAUUUGUAUGACACAUGCAUGAGGGUUAAUUAUCUAUAUACUUUUGUUUGAUUGUUUGUUUGUCUAUUUGAUUUCUAAUUGAUUUUCAGAUUUUGUGUUGGGAUUUAUUUCAAACCUUUGUAUGAAUAAACUUUCUUAAUUAAUGGAUUUUGUAUUUAAGUCUUUUGCGGUAAA
Messenger RNA from Papaver somniferum (opium poppy), 1214 nucleotides. RefSeq names its product peroxidase 57-like. Gene Ontology annotation, cellular component: plant-type cell wall; plasmodesma. Bases 24 to 995 code for a protein of 323 amino acids. The transcript is spliced from 4 exons. The record is from RefSeq and is a predicted model, not a curated record. Gene Ontology annotation, biological process: response to oxidative stress; hydrogen peroxide catabolic process. Lineage: Eukaryota; Viridiplantae; Streptophyta; Magnoliopsida; Ranunculales; Papaveraceae. Gene Ontology annotation, molecular function: heme binding; peroxidase activity.